Messenger RNA from Tachysurus fulvidraco (yellow catfish), 4864 nucleotides. It is a transcript of the gene ahi1, whose product is annotated as Abelson helper integration site 1. Gene Ontology annotation, cellular component: ciliary basal body. Gene Ontology annotation, biological process: motile cilium assembly. The record is from RefSeq and is a predicted model, not a curated record. Lineage: Eukaryota; Metazoa; Chordata; Actinopteri; Siluriformes; Bagridae. Gene Ontology annotation, molecular function: protein binding. The transcript has 27 exons. The coding region runs from base 156 to 3809 and encodes 1217 amino acids.
AGAUUACUACGUCACACGGAGGCUGCGUUAGAACUUGUUUAUUAUCGGGUACCAUCGCAACCGUUCACCAGGCUAAAACAACUCCUAGUUAAAAAACAAACUUUCAAAAGCCAUGAUUUAGUUUUUAGAAUGACUUUGCCCCUGAAUUUCCGAGAAUGCCGGCAGGUCAGAGUGAAGUGAGAGCAACAACAAGAACCCACAUUGAUGAGGUUUUAAGGAGAUAUACAAAUCCUCCUUCACAAAAGAAAAAGCCCAAACAACAAACAGUGCAGUUGCAGGAGAAUGUUGAGCUUCAGACCUUAAAGAAAAACCUGACCAAAGACACUGAGGAAGAUGAGACCAUUCUCAGUAACACAUAUGACCCUGUUCAGGAAAGCCCAAGAUACACGAAGAACAAGCGCAGGGAGAAUGAGGUGUUCACAAAAGCCAACAUCAGUAAUGUGGGUGAAGAAAUGCCCACUGAAAUCUCAGAAAGAAAGAAGAGCAAAAGAGCUCUGCCUCCACUGCCAGCUGUUCAAGAUAAAGAUGAUAGUGACAAGACUGCCGUGAAGUCUGAAAUAAAACGUCCUGCUGAGGCAGAUUUGGGGCAGAAGAAAAAGGGUAAAAAAGGGAAGAGCAGAAGGGGAGAUGAUGCUGGUCUUACAAAAGCAGAGUCUGAACCUGAAGAUGAGCUCCUUCAGGAGUAUCAGCAACAGAUUACACAGGCAGAGCAGAGAGCUCUGAAAAAACCCCAGCAAAAGAAACCGAGUGAAACACGUCAAGAAAUAACUCUAUUAAACAAUGAGUUUGAAAAGAAAAAGAAAAAGAAGAAUCUCAAAGGAACUAAAGGAGAGGAAAGUGAACUUGCAUCAAAAUGCGUCCAAAGUCGGAUGGAAUUAGCAGCUGAUAAAACUAAAUUACAGGAAGACUUUCAAAAUGAUGUCCCAGAGGAGGAGAAAGAAGAGACAGUCAAGCCUAUAGGCAAAAAGAAGAAGAAAAAAACACAAGAUGUGAUAGUACAGGACAGUCAGACAAAGGAGGAUGCAUCUUCUAGCCAGGCCUUUGAUGAUGGCCUAGUGCUGGGAGUUUACAUUCACCGUACAGACAGACUCAAGACGGACCUUCUGGUGUCCCAUCCCAUGGUCAAAGUCCAUGUUGUGGAUGAAAUCACUGGACAUUAUGUCAAGAAAGAGGACAGCCACCGUCGAGUGUCUUCCUUUUAUGAACAGGAGAAUGUCGAGCAUAUCCUUCCUAUUAUAAGUCAGCCUUUUGACUUCAGGAAACAAAAGUCAACAGUUCCUGAAUGGGAGGAGCAGAUCAUCUUUAAUGAGCGCUUUAAUUAUUUUCUUCAGCAGAAUGAUGAGGCUCCGAAGGUCAUCCUUAUUUUUGAGAUCCUUGAAUUUAUGAGCAUGGAAGAAGCAAGGGCAAAUGCCUCUGCUGACCUGAGUGAGCGAGGAUUUCGCAAAAUUGCUUGGGCUUUUUUAAAGCUCGUUGGGACCAACGGUGUGUUGAAUGUUGGCAGUAAACUGCGUCUCCAGCUGUACAGCCCUCCACCCAGAGCUAGGAAAAAUCCACAAACACUCGAGGUGUUUCAGUGGUGGUCAAAAUACCCUUGGAACAGAUAUGCAUCAACUCUUUAUGUCACAGUGAAAGGACUCAAACUACCAGAGCAUGUGGACCCUAGUAUACGCUCGAUGAUGGCUCUGCAGCAGGAAAGGGGCAGCAGCUCGUACACUGAGCUUCAUUCUGAACUCACUCAGAAGACGUUCACCCAGCUGUUGGAGAGCAAGUCAGAUGCCAUAAAAUGGAGCCGUCUGCCUGGACAGGUGUGUCGUAUUCCUAACAAACUGAUGCUAUCAUUCCGUGGAGGUCAGAUGGGCUGCUUUGUUCUACGCUUCUCUCAUGAUGGCAGAGUCCUGGCUGCUGCUUGUGCAGACAGAGAUGCUUUCCCUGUUAUAGUGUAUGAGAUCCCCUCAGGCAAAGUCCUAGCAUCUUUUAAUGGCCACCUCAGUAUCGUCUAUGAUCUCUGCUGGAACAGAGAUGACACAUGCCUGCUGUCAGCAUCCUCUGAUGGAACAGUCAGAGUGUGGAACAUUGAAAGACUCCAAGGACUUGCUCAGAAGAUCCUCCCCCAUCCAUCAUUUGUGUACUCUGCCCAGUACCACCCUCAAGCCCAGAGCCUGGUGGUAACAGGGGGCUAUGAUGGACUGCUCAGAGUGUGGAAUGUAGACGUUAAAGAUGUGAAUGGACAACUUUUGCAAGAGUUUGAAGGACACAAGGCUUUCAUCAACGCACUGUGUUUUGACAGUGAAGGAAGCAGGAUGUUUUCUGCAGACAAUACUGGCCUGAUUAUUGCAUGGAGUAAAGUAGAGGAUGGAUCACUGCAUAAAUCAACAUGUUUGUGGAAAAUUGAAAAAGAAAUAAAGGAAAGUGAUCUCAAUGGAAUUCCAAUCAGCUCACUAGAAGUGCAUCCAAACGGAAGGCGUCUUCUAAUCCAUGCCAAAGACAGCGUUUUGCGAGUGAUGGAUUUGAGAAUCUUUGCUAUAAAGAAAUAUAUAGGUGCCACCAAUUACAGGGAGAGGAUAAACAGCACCUUCACUCCAUGUGGAAACUUCAUCUUCUCAGGCAGUGAGGAUGGAUUUGCCUAUGUGUGGAACGCUGAGACUGGUGAUCAAGUGGCUGUUUACUCAGAGAUGUGCUAUCCUACUGCUCUCCGUGGAGUGGCUUUCCAUCCUCAUGAACAUUUAGUCGCAUUCUGUGCCUUUGGGCAAAAUCAACCAAUUCAGUUAUAUGUGUAUGACCGAAAAGUUACUCAGUUGGAGCUGGAGAGUAUGAGAGUUCUGAACAAGUCUGAUACUGCUGUCGGUAAAACCUCGAGGAAUCAGACCGAGAUCCUUGCAUUCCAGGAUUCUUCUGCCUAUGGAAUUGACCGAUUUGCCAGUGCUGCUCGCAUGUCCCUCAAGAUGCAGCGAGUUAAACAGAAAUUAGACUCCGUUCUGGAUUCACAUCGCAAUACCACUGGCAUGGAGUACCUCUAUGACCAGGGAAGCACGUCUCACUUGGGGAGGGGCUUAUCCCAUGAGGUUUUGCAUACUUCUCUCCCAACUCCAUCUUUGCUUUCUCCUCACUCCAAUCUGCAGCUGCCCAGCUCAUUUGGUGCUCAGCUACUUCCUCAGGCCCUGCUCGGCUCACAAGCAUAUGGCUCCACUGCUUUUGGAUAUCCCAUUAGAAGAAUACCAUCAUUAAAGCAACAGAGUCUACCAGAUUCUGAAUUUCCAUUACAACCUAAGACUGAUGUGGAACGAGUCCAGCAGACGGUUGUGACCCUGUAUGACUAUAACGCCAGUCGCUCUGAUGAGUUGACAUUACACCGUGGUGAUGUGAUCCAUGUGCUGCACAAAGAUAAUGACAACUGGUGGUUUGGAUGCUUAGCCAGUGGACACCAGGGCUACUUUCCAGCUGCCUAUGUGGCUGAUGAAAAGGGCUUUGAUGAAGAGCUCUCACGGGCAAUAGAGGCACAACCGGGACCCUUACAGCAAAUAAGUGAAGGUGUUAAUAGAAUCACAGCCACCAAGAUGUCUGCAGCGGUCAGUGCCUCUGGGGAGCUGAAGAUUCUUUCGGAGCUGGACACUGAUGCUGAGGCACCUUCUCUCAAAAAUAAAAAGAAGAAAGAAAAGAAGAUGAAGAAAAGUGAGCUCUCUUAUGAUCUUCCAUCCACCUCAUCAACCGACCCGGACACUUCUGUUCUAUUUACCAGAAAAAAGAGACCUCUUCCAAGAUUAGGACAAACCAACAGUGCUUUUAUUUCUGAUGCUACAAAACAGGAAUAAUUGAUAGACAAUUAAUAUUCUCGAGAAGGAAAAGUAUAUGCAUAUUGAAUUCAGGACCUGUACAUAUUUUUAACAAUCAAGCCUUCUGUUUGAACAUAUUUUGUAAUUUUAUAAGGUUAAUUUUAAUAACCAAUAUGUAGUCUCAUGUCUUUGAAGUUGUAUCUGCUCAUUUGAUGUAAAUUGACGGUAAAUGUUUAAAUAAAAACAAUACAGUAUUUAUUAAGUAGGUUAAGCCAUAUUUUAACACAAAUUAGCCCACUAUCAGAAAUUGUACAACGUUGCAAUCGUAUUUAAUUUACAUUUAUAGCAGGAGUACUGUAACACUCACUGAGCCAUUGCUUGUAUACUUUAGGGUUGUCACGUAGGUCCACUUCCGAAACAUUUGGACUACAAUCCGCUUUAAAAACACUCAAGAUGCUAAUCAGACCUGACUGUCUAGCAAGUUGGUGUCAAGCCAUGGCAGAGUGAUAGAAUUUGCAUGUGCUGCGUAAACCUUAGCCUACUGAGAAUUAGUUUGUAAUUCAAUCUCUGAAACAAUAUUUACAUUAUUUCAUUAUUACAUAUAAUAUACAUUCCAUUCUAAAGCAACUUGGACUAAAGCCGAGUUGUGGAUGAAGUGCUUGCCUAAAGGUCCAGCAGUAUAAACUGAACAGAACUAAAUUGUAAGCCUUCAUUUCAGAAACCCUGAGCCUUAACUGCAGUUUUCUGUAUAGUGAAACAGAUGUGAUCUGUGGAAUCUAUUCAAAUGCAAAUCUUAAACUCUGUAGCAGCCUGAUGUCCGUUAUAUAAAAUCAAAGGGGGAAAAAUAUGCUAGACUAAGUGAUAAUGUCACUUAAAGCAAAGUAAAUCCUUGUUUAGUGAGAUUUCCCUGAGAAAUAUACAGAUUCCAAAUCUAUAAUCAGGCCUAGGUAGGAUUAUAAAAUCGAUGUUGCACGUCACAUUCCUGCUUUGGUCCAGCACUUGUGUUAAGCAUGUUAGGUAUUUCAAGCCUUUUCAAAAGCUUUAAUGAUUUGAUCACAGACGAAUGUAUUGAUGAAUAAAAGCUCUACAUUUUA